This is a messenger RNA of Trypanosoma grayi, 2844 nucleotides long. RefSeq lists its product as hypothetical. Bases 1 to 2844 code for a protein of 947 amino acids. NCBI's taxonomy places the organism in Eukaryota, Euglenozoa, Kinetoplastea, Trypanosomatida, Trypanosomatidae. The record is from RefSeq and is a predicted model, not a curated record. The transcript has a single exon.
AUGGACAUACAGCAGCUUGGCGCUAAGCUGGACGAGGUGCUUCACCGAUUUGUCACACGCGACGAAGACAACGGAGCAAACGGCGACACCAGUGGCCUGCUCUCAGACGUUCAGAGUCUUAAGCAGGUCGUGGAGGCGGCGGUGGCAGCGGGACAAGAAGGGUGUGGUGCCCUUCCUGUGAAGUCACUCGAAGAGCUGCGCGUGCUUGGAAGCGCGUGCUGGAAUAUGACUGUGAGGCACACCGCCAAACAAGACGAUGUGGAGGAGCAAAAGUUGAGGGCGUCAUUGCGUGACUUUGCCACACGGGCCUUCCUUCUCGGUAACUACGCAUACUCAGCGAAGGAUGUUUCCCAUGGCUACUUUACGCAUCACCCACGCGAAGCUGAGCAAUGUCUUCUUAUGUGUCUUAAAACAUCACGGGACUUGUCGUUGUGUGGUAUGGCCGAUAGUGCAAGAGGGUUACUUGCUGUGGGCGAAGCCGUUGCGUCUCACAUACGUCCUGGUGUGAAGAAGAGUCUCACACAUCUCAAACACCGCAACAUGACCUGGGAGUUGGCGUACACAACUAUGGACGUUAUGUGGAACAUUGGGGAAUAUCAAGCGUCAUGCCAGGCGUCUCAGAGGCUUUCAGAGAUGUUGCUGAAGGAUGACAGCUUGAAGCGCGACCACCGGGAGGCUUUUUUCCGGUUCGUCUUCAGAAUUGGCAACAACAGUUUACCAAUGAAUGCAGAGGAGUAUGUUCGUAACAUGCUCUUACGUUCUAUUGACGUGCAGAAUUACUUCAAAGAGAGUGGAGCAAGUGAUGCACCACAUCACCUAACAAUGCUGCGCGGUGCUACAAUGGAGCAGUUGGCACUUUCGUGCCUCCGCGAGGGAAAUGCAGCAGAGGCAGCACACUGGGCGAAAGAGGCGGAUGCAGCACUGCACACCAGCAGCUCUGCAUUGUUGCGCCUAAAGACAAGUGCUGAGGCCGGCAUGGAGGCAGAGGCUGGUGUGCUACUACACGAGUACGUACAGAGGUCGGAUGUGUCGGCGGACGACGCUGUGGCGGCGUGCUUUGAGCUUCAGAAUCUCUUAGUCAAUGCCAAGGAGAGCUCUAUAGAAGGCAUGCGUCUACUUCUUCAAAGAGUAAAGGGCACUGCAUCCAGAGAAUCUGUUGCAUUUCGACUCGUCCAGCUCUUACUCCGCGAUGGAUGCCUCUCAUCGUGCCAGGCGGCGUUACAGAUCUUACAGAAAGAAUCCAUAGACUUUGAAGAAGCCAAGUACCGCCGCUACUGUUUCAUAUGGUUAUGGGAACUCAGUGACACCGCCGAAUUUACACGGACACAGGCUGUGGAGAGUCUCGAGGUAGCACUACGACUUAAAGACUGCGCCAGUGACAGCGAGAUCGAUGCCGUUCACCUUCGGCUGUGCUCGGAGUACAUCGCUGUGUACGAAGAUGACCAGGAAGUCGGCGCGCUGGAGAACGCGAAGCGAAUUCUUCUGAAGUUUAAGGAGAGGAAGUCACGGUGUCCAUUUUUCCGCUGUCUCCUUUUCAAGGUGGCUGUAUUGGAGUCUAAUGAGGCGGAGCUCGAGCAGGAGCUGCAGUGUUUGUUGACUUGUGAACCCGCUGAAAUGGUGAUGCCUGCGCUUUGUACCGGCAUCAACUACUGCUUGAAGCGUGGCUAUCUUCAUGGGGUUUCUCUCGCCGCUAGACACGCGUUUUUUUCCUCUGCUUCCAUCUCCGACGUUCGCGUGGAGCUCGAGUUGUCGCGGGUGUACGUGGCCUCCGUGUUGAGCAAGGCGUGUAACUGCACGGACGAGCACCUGUGUGCCGUAGCGGAGCGGCUCCAACGCUUGUUAUCAGACAAAUGCGCUGCGGUUUCGCUAACGCACGAGGAGGUGAUGUGGUGGGUGCAAGUCUUCCUUGUGUUGGGAUCCGAGUUUACAGAUGGCCCGGGGCCCACGAGUGUCUUGCUGUUUCGUGUGGCAACGCUCAUUGCACUGCAGGAUCCUGUCCCGAGCGAUGGUCCGUCGCACUCGCUGCUUUUGGCAGGCCUGCUGUGCAGCAUGGAGGACGAAUUUCAGCUUUUCGCCGCGGGUCGCCCGCAGAUGGACCCUCAUGAUCUGGACGAGCGGCUUCGCCUGUGCAGGGAGGUCCUUUCAACGACGCCUGACGUGGAGUGUCGUGUGACACUCCUUUUGGCAGAGGCGGAGUACCACCUUCGUAGUCCCUCACCUGAGACACCGAAGCGAAUAGAGGCGAUUUUGGAGGAACUCUCCGGCGUACCGGCGGCCUUCGAAGACUACGAGGAUUUGGCAGACGGUGCCGCUUUUGUAGCCUCUCAGUGUGAAGUGGGACAUCCACCACUCCACGAAGUCGCCAUGAAGCUUAACAUGUGGGCUGCGGUGGCGGUGAUGGACGCCGUCUCUUCAUUCUCCUCCUCGUCGGAGCUUGGCGGUGAGGGAGAUAGAAGUUGCGCGGACUACAUUACAGAUGUCCUGUCAUGUCUCUAUAAAUCUUUUACACUCGCCUCUGAUCGAACAGAAGAAUUGGUCGUGGUGCAGCGGCUUCUGGAGUGGCUCUCAUCUAGCAUUGGAAGCUUUACAGUUGCCUGUUUUUUUAAGCGCUCUCAUGUGGAUGGCGUGCGGACGGUUGCAAGUCACUCCAUGGCCUUUGCAGUGCUCUUUCUCGAGUACUUCGCUGUAGAGGCAUGGAACAACUCCGUCUUCUACCUUCACCUCACCGAUACGGCAAAGCAGACUGAGUGGGCGCGCACUGCCUGGAACUUGGUUGAUACUCUGCCCGAGACGAGCAAUGUCGCUUCUGCUUUGCUUGCAUUAAAGGUUCUCAGAUCGUUUUAG